AGCUGAUUUAAUUGUCAAAAUUACUCUUAUUCCAUGUUAUAAAUUUCGGUAGUGUUUUCGUAAUACAUUUUCCCAUUUAGGUUUUUAACUGAAAGUAUAAAUUUAUUUCAAAAAAGUGGGGAAAAUGUCGCUCACUCCCGCUAGUGGUAUUGGCCGUUAUUAUAAAAAUUCGGCUAAAAUUAUUCGCUUUGUUCGCUUAGGUUGCACCAAUCGACCCUUCUAUCACAUCGUUGUUAUGGAGCGGCGAAAAAAUCAACAUCAACCAGUAAUAGAACAAGUUGGCACCUAUGACCCAAUGCCAAAUGUUCAAAAAGAACGUUUGGUUUCUUUCAAUUUUGAACGUAUACGCUAUUGGUUGGGUCGUGGAGCACAUUUGUCCACACCAGCAGCAGAAUUACUUGGCAUUGCUGGUUUCCUACCCAUUCAUCCGCGCACUUAUAUGACCGCGUGGAGAAACAGGCAAAAAGUAGGUCGAGGAGAAGAAACCGACGGAAAAGAUCCCGUAGCUGCAUGAUAGAUUGCUUUAGGUAUAUAGCAAUGUUUUGGUUUAACAAUGAAUGUAUAAACAUUUUUGGAUUACAAACCUGCUUACCAAGAACAGAAUGUUUCAUUUAUAUAUAUUAACAAGUUUUUUAUUACAUUGUUUUAUUUGAUCAAGCAAUAAAGCCAAAAAAAAACAUUUAAUGUUCCUAAUUUUCUUUCUUUUUUUUUACAAUAAAAGUUCAAUAUUUCAAUUUAAAUACAAUAAAAAUUUUAAAAGCAACGAGUAAGCUUUUUUUGGAUUGGUGCAAAAUGCUAGUAUCAA
Molecule: messenger RNA, 805 nt
Organism: Ceratitis capitata (Mediterranean fruit fly)
Lineage: Eukaryota; Metazoa; Arthropoda; Insecta; Diptera; Tephritidae
Gene: mRpS16
Product: probable 28S ribosomal protein S16, mitochondrial
Exons: 2
Coding region: 125-514 (129 amino acids)
Biological process (GO): mitochondrial translation
Cellular component (GO): ribosome; mitochondrial small ribosomal subunit
Molecular function (GO): structural constituent of ribosome
Source: RefSeq, a predicted model, not a curated record